AUGGGCUCCCAAAAGAACGACCGCAAGCGACAGCGCUCCGAGGUCGAGGACGCUGUUGCCGCCGCAAUUGAAAGCCAAGAGCCAGGCGCCGUCCAGACAACCAAGCGAGCUCGAGUUGAGGAGCGCCGGUCUCUGUUCGUUCGAUCGCUGCCGCCCAGCGCCACCAACGAGUCUCUGGCAGAGUUCUUCUCGCAGCAUUUCCCCGUCAAGCACGCCGUCGUUGUCCUCGACCAGAACACUAAGCAGUCCCGCGGCUAUGGCUUUGUCACCUUUGCAGAUGCCGAAGAUGCUUCCGAGGCGCAGAAGGCUUUGGACAAGGCUGCAUGGGAUGGGAGGCGCAUCCGAGUCGAUCUAGCGGAGCGCAGGCACAGGAACACGGCCGACGACGCCGAGGAUGUGCCUCAUACCAAGCCUGGAAGGCCGGUCCCCCAGCCCACGAAACUUAUCGUGCGAAACUUGCCGUGGACCAUCAAGACUUCGGAACAACUCUCACACCUGUUCAGGAGUUACGGGAAAGUCAGGUUCGCCGACCUCCCCAACAACAAGGGCAAGCUCAAGGGGUUUGGUUUCGUCACGCUCCGUGGACGGAAGAACGCCGAGAAGGCUUUGGAAGGUAUCAACGGCAAAGAAAUCGACGGCCGAACUGUUGCUGUCGACUGGGCCGUUGACAAGGCCACAUGGGACCAGCAACAAGAAAAAGAGCAGGAGAAAGAGGCCAGCGAUGAGCCCAUCGCCCAGGAGGAUCCCGAGUCCGAUGAUGGCAGCGAGAGCUCUGCCGUAGGUACUACCGGCAAACCAGUGGACGACGAAUUGAACGCCGAUUUGGAGAAUUUCAUGAAGAAUCACCUUCAGAAUCUCGAAGAUGAGGACGAAGAAGAUGAAGACGAAGACGACAGCGACGAGGACAAGGCAACCACCAAGGAGGCCGAGAAGAAGCCGCAACGGAAGACAACCGACAACUCAUCAACGCUUUUCAUUCGCAACCUGCCUUUCACCUCGACAGAUGAGCAACUCAAGGGCUUCUUUGAAACCUUUGGAAGAGUACGCUAUGCUCGCGUCGUCUUUGACAAAGUCACCGAAAAGCCUGCUGGAACCGGCUUCGUUUGCUUCUUCAAGGAGUCAGAUGCCAAAGAAUGCAUCAAGGGAGCUCCUCGGCCCACGCCCGCUGCUGCCGGCGCCAAGCAGUCUCUUCUGCUUGACGAGAACGCAGACCCGAGCGGCAAGUAUACCCUGGACGGGCGGCUUCUUCAAGUGGCCCAGGCCGUCAACAAAGAAGAGGCUACCAACCUGGCGGAGAGCUCAUUGGCCAAGCGACAAGAGAAGGACAAGAGAAGGCUCUACCUUUUGGCUGAAGGUGCCAUCAGCUCAGGCUCCCCACUGUAUAACUUGCUUUCGGACCAGGAGGUCAGGAUGAGGCAGGCAAGCGCCGCACAACGCCGGAAACUGGUUCAGAGCAACCCCAGCUUGCACGUCAGCCUUACUCGACUGGCGAUUCGCAACUUACCGCGCAACAUCGGGUCGAAAGAGCUCAAAGAAUUAGCGCGGAAAGCUGUUGUAGGGUUCGCUCAGGAUGUCAAGGAGGGGCGACGGCAACCGCUUUCCAAGGAGGAGAACGCUAGAGAUGGCAAGGAUGCCAGAGAGAAGGAGCGCGAACGGAAGCUCAAGGGCAAGGGCAUUGUCCGUCAGGCCAAGAUCGUUUUCGAAAGCAACCAGGGAUCCAAGGUCACGGAGAAGAGUGGAGCGGGCAAGAGCCGCGGGUACGGCUUCAUUGAGUAUGUGUCGCACCACUGGGCCCUGAUGGGCUUGCGAUACUUGAACGGGCAUCAGCUCGAGGGAGACAACGGAAGGAAGCAGCGCCUGAUUGUCGAGUUCUCUAUUGAGAACGCGCAAGUGGUGCAGAGGAGGCGUGUGGCCGAGGAGAAGUCCGCGCAAGGGAACCGGCACAAGGGCGCAAAUGCCACCGAGGCUGCCAACAACAAGGUCAAAGAGCCCGAGGUGGUUGAGCAGCCCACAAAGCGGGCGCGUGGUAAGGGGCAGCGGGGCAACAAGGUCAAGGGACAGAUGCGAGGAGGUGAGGAGAGCAAGGAUGCUGAGAAGCAAGAGGAUAUGAAGCACAGACUCAUCGCGCGGACGAGACUCAUGCGGAAGAAGAAGGCCAAUGCGCGCAAGGGUUAG
Messenger RNA from Purpureocillium lilacinum, 2175 nucleotides. RefSeq names its product RNA recognition motif-containing protein. Lineage: Eukaryota; Fungi; Ascomycota; Sordariomycetes; Hypocreales; Ophiocordycipitaceae. Gene Ontology annotation, cellular component: nucleolus. The record is from RefSeq and is a predicted model, not a curated record. Gene Ontology annotation, molecular function: mRNA binding.